Molecule: messenger RNA, 1346 nt
Organism: Xiphophorus maculatus (southern platyfish)
Lineage: Eukaryota; Metazoa; Chordata; Actinopteri; Cyprinodontiformes; Poeciliidae
Gene: dusp12
Product: dual specificity phosphatase 12
Exons: 9
Coding region: 173-1255 (360 amino acids)
Biological process (GO): protein dephosphorylation
Cellular component (GO): nucleus
Molecular function (GO): protein tyrosine/serine/threonine phosphatase activity
Source: RefSeq, a predicted model, not a curated record
ACCAAACACCACCGUAUCAUGCUGCUGUCCUUCGUUUGCUUCUGAAUUUGCCUCGGCUUUUGUUUAUUAUAUUCGCUUCCACUGUAAUCGACACAUUUAUGCUCAAGGCUCAUCAGACCAGAUUGAAAGCUGCAUAUUUUGUGGGGAAAAGAAAUAAUUUAUUUAAACAGCCAUGCUGCUGGUGGACGCCGGUGUGUACAUUGGCACUGCGGGCGACCUGAUCGACAGGCAGGCGUUGGACGCUGCGUCUGUUACUCACGUCCUGUCUGUGGACUCUGUGGAUCCCGGGCCGCUGCUCCCUGCUGAAGGGAAGCUCUCCAGGAAGUGGAUCGACGUUCUAGAUGAAGCCGCGUCUGACCUCCUCAGUCACAUGGAUGCCUGUUUUGUCUUCAUUGAGGAGGCGGUUAAAGCGGGUGGGGCGGCACUCGUUCACUGCCAGGCGGGUCGGAGUCGCAGUGCCGCCAUCGUAACGGCGUAUCUGAUGAAGAAACAUCAGCUGGGCUUCACUGAGGCCUACAGCAAACUGAAAAGUCUCAAACAGGAUGUCCAGGUGAACAGUGGCUUUGAGGAGCAGCUGCAUCUCUAUGAAGCCAUGCACUGCGAAGUGGACCCAUCCAGUCCUUCCUACAAACAGUACAGACUGCAGAAGGUCACAGAGAAAUACCCAGAGUUACAGCAGGGCGCUACAGAGUUGCCCAGGGAGAUUUUUGCAUGUGACCCCGCCCACUCCAACUCCUCUGAAUUGUCUUACAGAUGCAGAAAAUGCAGACGGACUUUGUUUCGCGGCUCCAGUAUUCUCAGUCACUCUGUAGGAGAGGGAGCAUCAGCCUUCAGUCACAAGAAGCCCAGUAACCUCACAGGAGAAGUCCAGUGUACCUCAUACUUCAUCGAGCCGGUUCAGUGGAUGGAGCCGGCGUUACUUGGAGUGAUGAAUGGACAGCUGCUCUGUCCAAAGUGUCGCUCCAAGCUGGGCUCGUUCAGUUGGUGCGGAGAUCAGUGUUCGUGCGGCCGCUGGGUCAUGCCCUCCUUUCAGCUGCAUCGCAACAGGCAAAGAAUCCACCUGCUCCCCUGGGAGACAAGAGCCCAUUUCCUGAAAACUUUCAGCCCCAAUCUUCUUCUAUGGGAAGCAGCAGAGCAUGGGGUGUUUCUGUUUUCAUCCAGCCUGACAAGAUGGCUCGUAAAAACUGUUAGCAGAACUCAGCAGCAGAUCCAUCACAAACACCGACCCAAAGCCCGGCAUGUAAAGGCUGAGUGAACGUGGUUUGGACUCUGUGGAGGAGCUCCAUGCUGUCGGAGACGCUGAAAAAGGACAGGCUCCCUGCUGUGUGGUCCAGGUACACGCCCAC